Astyanax mexicanus (Mexican tetra) is the source of this 9809-nucleotide messenger RNA. RefSeq names its product DCC netrin 1 receptor (gene dcc). Gene Ontology annotation, biological process: cell-cell adhesion. The transcript is spliced from 29 exons. Gene Ontology annotation, molecular function: protein binding. The coding region runs from base 403 to 4749 and encodes 1448 amino acids. Gene Ontology annotation, cellular component: membrane. The record is from RefSeq and is a predicted model, not a curated record. Lineage: Eukaryota; Metazoa; Chordata; Actinopteri; Characiformes; Acestrorhamphidae.
GCGCGCGCACCACCGGCGGACCCGCGGAGCUGCUGCUGCAGAGCGAGAGGCGCAGAGAGGCGCGCGGAGUGGAAAAGCCUUUAUUUAUUUAUUAUUAUUAUUAUAAUAAUUAUCAUUAUUAUUAUAAUUAUCUCUGCUGCUGCAGUUUUUGCUUCUUUUUUGCCUUUUUUGUUAUUGUUAAGGGAACAUUUUGCUCGAUUUUGCUGCGCUGUUUUUACCGGAUCGCGGAUGAUGGAGAAUGGAUGCGUUUGACCAGCCGUGAAGAGCGCGAGAGGCUCGUGCGUGCGGUUUACCGGAGGAUACGCGGAGGACUGCGCGCGCUGUGUGAUUUAAUACCCGGGGACCUGCUGCUGCUACUACUGCUACUACUGCCUGCUGGAUCUGCUGCUCUCCGGUCCUGCCAUGGCGCGCGCCGGUGCUGUGCGGAGUGUCGCGCGCGUCGCCGUGUGGCUGUGCUUGGUGCUCGGAGGCUCCGGAGCGCGCGGUUCGGAGUCCCCGCGAGGGUUCGUGGAGCUGCGUUUUGUGCUGGAGCCACAGGACGUGGUGACGGUACGAGGCGGUGUCCUGCAGCUGGACUGCCAGGCGCGGUCGGACCAGGGCCUCCCUAUUAUCUCCUGGAAGAAGGACGGUGUCCUGCUGAGCUCGGUGGUGGACGAGCGCAGACAGCAGCUGGCUAAUGGAUCCCUGCUGGUGCAGAAUGUAGUGCAUUCACGGCACCACCGGCCCGACGAGGGGUCCUACCAGUGCCUGGCGAUGCUGGAGGGAGUGGGGGCAAUCGUCAGCCGCACGGCGACGGUUACGGUCUCCGGUCCUCUUCGAGUGGUGGUGCCCACUGAGUCCGUGUCUUCGUUCCUCGGCGAUACGGCUCUGCUGCGCUGUGAGGUAACCGGAGAGCCGAUGCCGGUGGUCCGCUGGCAGAAGAACCGAGUGGACCUGCCCGUGGCCUUCGACCUGGACAGCCGGGUGGUGGUGCUGCCGUCUGGCUCUCUGCAGGUCAGCAGGGUUCAGCCGCCAGACUCUGCCACUUACCGCUGCCUGGCAGAAAACCCGGGCAGCUCCCGCACGGGCACUGAUGCAGACCUGAGGGUCUUACCUGAGCCUGGAGUGCUGAGGAACCUAGUCUUCCUCCAGAGACCCCUGAAGGUCACGGUUCUGCAGGGAAGAGAUGCUGUUCUGGAAUGCUCCGCCUCCGGGUACCCCACCCCCUCUUUCUAUUGGAUGAGGGGCAGCGAGAUGAUCCAGAGCAGAUCGAGAAAGUACUCCCUGCUCGGCGGCAGUAACCUCCUGAUCAACAGUGUCACCGAUGAUGAUUCUGGAAGCUACAGCUGUGUGGCGUUCAAUAAGAACGAGAACAUCACCGCUUCCUGUGAGCUCGCUGUACUAGUGCCGCCUCAGUUCCUCAACUACCCGUCCAACAUGUACGCGUACGAAAGCACCGACAUCGAGAUGGAGUGUGCGGUGACGGGUAACCCACCGCCCAGCGUGCACUGGGUGAAGAACGGAGAGGUGGUCAUCCCCAGCGACUACUUCCAGAUCGUGGACGGUGGGAAUCUGCAGAUCCUGGGACUGGUGCGCUCGGACGAGGGAUUCUACCAGUGCGUGGCGGAGAACGAGGCGGGGAAUGCUCUGGCGAUGGCCCAGCUCAUACUGCUAGAGCCAGUUGUCCCGAGCUCAGGCGCCCUCCCCUCCGCCCCCCGUGACGUGGCCCCUGUCCUAGUGUCCAGCCGAUUCAUUCGCCUCGGAUGGCGCCCCCCUCUGGAGACGCGCGGGACCGUCCUCACCUACGGGAUCUUCUACUCCCAGGAGGGAAUCAACAGAGAGCGUUCGGUAAACGUGACGGAGUCGGAGACGCUGCAGCUGACGGUGAGCAGUCUGAAGCCUGAGGCCGUCUACACCUUCAGAGUGGUGGCCUACAACGAGCUCGGCCCCGGAGAGAGCUCCGAGCCCAUCCGGCUCACCACCCAGCAGGAGCUUCAAGUCCCGGGACCUGUAGAGAACCUCCAGGCUGAGGCGACGUCCCCCACCUCUAUCCAGGCGUCCUGGGACCCCCCGGCCUACGCUAACGGUCAGAUCCAGGGCUACAGACUCCUCUGGACCGAGACGUCCAGCGGCAAAGAGCAGAGUGUGGAGGUGCUUGGUCAGAACUACAAGAUGGAGGGUUUGAAGAAGUUCACGGAGUACGCUUUACGUGUUCUGGCUCUGAACCGCCACGGUCCGGGCAUCGGCACUGAAGACAUGCACAUCACCACCCUGUCUGAUGUCCCAAGCGCUCCUCCUCAGAACAUCUCUCUGGAAGUGAUCUACUCGCGGAGUAUUAAAGUGAGCUGGCAGCCUCCUCCCACCAACCUGCAGAACGGAUUUAUCACCGGCUAUAAACUCCGCUACCGUAAAACGGGCCGCCGCGGGGAGCAGGAGGCCCUGGAACCCAACAACCUGUGGUACCUCUUCACCGGGCUGGAGAAAGGCAGCCAGUACAGCUUCCAAGUGGCGGCCAUGACAGCCAAUGGAACGGGUCCAAGCAGUGAGUGGUUCACAGCUGAGACGCCAGAAAACGAUCUUGAUGAAACCCAGGUCCCGAAUCAGCCGAGCUCCCUGCACGUCCGUCCGCUCCCCAACAGCAUCAUCAUGAGCUGGACCCCCCCACUCAACCCCAACAUCCUGGUGCGGGGCUAUAUCAUCGGGUACGGUGUGGGCAGUCCUUACGCAGAGACAGUUCGAGUGGACAGUAAACAGCGCUACUACUCCAUCGAAAACCUAGAGCCCAGCUCUCACUAUGUGAUCUCCCUCAAGGCCUUCAAUAACGCAGGAGAGGGCGUGCCCCUGUAUGAAAGCGCUGUGACCAGAUCAAUGUCAGACCCCGUCGACCCAUCAGACGAUGAUUUGUUCCAUCUCUUUGAUAAAUUCCCCACCCCCAUCCCAGAUACCUCCACUCCCAUGAUCCCCCCUGUAGGCGUGCAGGCCGUGGCGCUGACCUCGGACUCAGUCAGGGUCAGCUGGGCCGAUAACUCCAUCAGCAAGAACCAGAAGUCCAGUGAAGUUCGGUACUACAGCGUCAAGUGGAAGACCAGCCACUCCACCAGCGGCAAAUACAAGUCUGCAGACACCACAGCUCUGAGCCACACUGUGACGGGCCUGAAACCCAACACCAUGUACGAGUUCGCUGUGAUGGUAACAAAAGGCCGCAAGUCCAGCACCUGGAGUAUGACUGCCCAUGCAACCACCUAUGAAGCAGCACCAAGCUCCGCCCCCAAGGACCUCACAGUGAUUGGCCGAGAGGGUCGACCCAGGUCUAUUCUAAUCAGUUGGCAGCCGCCCCUUGAAGCAAACGGCAGGAUUACAGGUUAUAUUGUGUACUACACACUGGAUAAGAACAUGCCUAUAGAUGAUUGGGUGAUGGAGCCCAUCAGUGGAGACAGGUUGACCCACCAGGUGAUGGACUUAAAUCUAGACACGGUCUACUACUUCCGCAUCCAGGCCAAGAACGCCAAGGGGGUGGGGCCUCUCUCCGACCCCGUCCAGUACAGGACAUCUAAAGUUGAGCACCCUGACAAGAUGGCCAAUGACCAAGGUCGUCAUGGAGACAGCGGCUACUGGCCCUCUGACAACAAUCUGAUUGACAGGAGCAGUCUGAACGAGCCUCCCAUUGGUCAGAUGCGUCCUCCUCACGGCAGCGUGACCCCUCAGAAGAACAGCAACCUGCUGGUCAUCAUCGUGGUGUCUGUGGGUGCCGUCACCAUCGUGGUGGUGGUCAUAGUGGCGCUCAUCUGCACCCGGCGCACCUCCGCCCAGCAGAGGAAAAAGCGGGCCACUCACAGUGCAGGCAAGAGGAAAGGAAGUCAGAAAGACCUCCGGCCUCCUGACCUGUGGAUCCAUCACGAGGAGAUGGAGCUGAAGAACAUCGAGAAACCGUCCAGCUCCGCCCCCUCAGGCCGAGAGUCACCAAUCCAGAGCUGCCAGGAGAUCGCCCCGGUCAGCCACAGCCAAUCUGAGAGUCAGAUGGGCAGCAAGAGCAGCCACUCGGGUGGUGAUGCAGAUGAAGCCUCCAGCAGUAUAUCCACACUAGAGCGCUCCCUGGCUGCCCGGAGAGCCACGCGCACCAAAAUGAUGAUUCCUAUGGACUCCCAGCCCAGCAAUACACCGGUGGUCAGUGCCAUCCCGGUGCCCACGCUGGAGAGCAGUCAGUACCCGGGCAUCCUUCCCUCGCCCACCUGCGGGUACACCCCCCACACCAAGUUCACACUCAGACCCAUGCCCUUCUCCACACUCACCGUGGACCGCAGCUACGCUUCAGCCAUGGCAGCUGAGGGUGCGGCUCCACUCGGCCCCCAGCAGCAGCCCACCCUGAUCCCCACAGUCCAGUCAGAACCGUCGGGCUCGGAGGAAAUCCCCAGCCGGACCAUCCCCACCGCCUGCGUACGGCCCUCCCACCCCAUGCGCAGCUUCACCAACCCCCUACUGCCCCCACCCAUGGGCACCAUCGAGCCCAAGGUCUACACACCCAUGAUGCCACAGACAGGUGGAAGUCUUCCUAAACCCCAGGUCAAAACAGCCUCUUUAGGACAGGCUGGAAAAGCCAGAUCACCGCUACUUCCAGUCUCAGUCCCAACCGCCCCCGAAACAGCAGAGGAGGGCCAGAAACCACCUGAAGACCCUGCAAGUGUAUAUGAACAGGACGACCUGAGUGAACAGAUGGCCAGUCUAGAGGGGCUGAUGAAGCAGCUGAACGCCAUCACCGGCUCGGCCUUUUAACGUCCCCGGCGGACUGCAUGCGUCCUGAACCCCCGAGUUCAGGCAGAGGAGCGGAACACCUCAAACUCAGCCCGAGGCCUUCAGACUCUCUGCGGUGUUCCCCGUUCCUUUGCUCCAGCCUUUAUUCCUUUACUCUGCAGUCAUGCGUUCAUCAGCAAAAACUCUGCGAUGAGAGCGAAAAAAGGGAAAACAAAUCACAUAAAGACUUGUAGGAGACCGUGAUUUUAUUUUGUAUUUUAUAUUUUAUUUUAUAUUUUUAGUUUUUUUUUUGUUUGUUUGUUUCGGGUGUUCCGUUGGGUUCUCAUUUUUGGGCCACCAUGAGAUGAUGCCACCACUUUCACUGCAGUCCAGAAACUUGAGAUAAAAGACUGAAGAAAGAGAAAAUCUACACAAAUCCACAUGAAAUGCCAAGAGUUUCCGUCUAUCUUUGUUUGUUUCACUGUUUUGAAUGGACCUCCUUUUCUGGAGCUCUGAAUCUGUGAGAUCUGGACCUCUGAAUCUCAUGAUGUUUCCUUCACUGUCACUCUGAGCACUAUUUACAAAAGGACCAUUAUUUGCCUUUUGUUUUUGUCCCCCCCAUUUAUUUUGUGUAAUCAAAUGUUUGAAGAGUUAUUGGAGAGCGGGUUAUUGAAGCUGCUCUCAGUGCUGGGUUUGUGAUUGGAAGCCCUCUACUCUGAAGCCCACCUCGACCUGUAGCUCUAAAGGAUGGACGGAUCUCUGGAGAAGAAGCUUCAGAAACAUUCGUUCCCUUUCUCCAGACUCCCUGCUCUUCCCCCUGUUAAGUAAUUACCUUCAAAUCAAGCCAAACACAUCAAUUUUGUUGUCAGUUUUAUUGUUAAGUUUUAUGACGGACAUCAUGCCAAGAAUUAUCGUCAGAUUGCGUGCGGCCAAAGGCAGCCUGCUGUCUGAGAAAAGAUAAAAGAGAAAGAACAAAUAUCCAUCCACCCUCCUCUGUCCAUCCACUCUUCACUCUCUGUGAUUAUCCAUCUGAACUUGAACUGAACUUUGGACCAACCAUGCAAGAUCAUAUCUUCUGGCUUCCAAAACAGAAGGACAGAAGGAUCCAUUCCGUCUCGAAUAUACCUCGUUUUUUUUUUUUUUUUUUUUUUUUUUCUCUUUUAUUUCUGUUCUUUUGCCGAGAGGUCAUUUUACUGUGAAAAAAAAAACAAACAAACAAAACUGACGAGAAAAAAAAAAGAAAAACGAUGCAUAACUUAUGUACAUUUAUUAUAUUGUAUAUUUUUACAUCAACCGAUUCAGUUCAAAAAAGCUGCGACUAUUUUUGAGGAACUUGAAAAAAAAAACGGGAAAAAACAAACAAAAAAACAAACAAAAAGGCGGCUUGUAGCUCUCAUGAUCACUUUGUGCUGAUUCCUAGUUACGAAUACACAUAACCUGAAGCCUAUAACCACUGGGAGCGGCAGGCAGGGGGAGAGGAGGAGAGGAGGACGCUGCGGAUGUUGACGGAAAUGUUACGAAAGAAUUGUUACGAGAGAAAUGUUACGAAAGUUCUUGGGGAAAAAAAGAAUUCUGAGAGAUUGUGAGAUUGAGAGAUUAAGAGAUUGUGAGAUUGAGAGAUUGUGGCGACGGGUAUUAAGAACGUCUUAAGAAAGAACGAGGAGAGCUGAGCUAAGCAAAGUUAGCUACGCAAAAGACGCACGAGCACAUCGUACGUACGUUUUUUUUUUACGAUUUGACUUUUCUGUGCGUUGCGGGGUUACGGUACGGUAACGUAACGUGUGCAGUGGGCGGGUGUCCCUCACAGAUGUCCACAAUCGAUAGUGUAGAAGCUUGAAAGCGUAAAAACGUGAAAACGACGGCUGCUGUGGCGUCCUCGUGCUCUUCGUCGUUCUCCUCACUAAACUUUGUUAUUAAACUUUUUUUUUCCUUUUAUUUAUUUGAUUUCUUCGUCCGUUUGCCCUUAAAACCUUUUAUACGUGGAAAAUAUGAAAAAGGGAGGGACAAAGAAACCUCUGUACGUGCCUAUAUAUUUUAUUUUACUCUUCUUUUUUUCACUUUACAGUACUUUAUUUAUUUAUGCAGUGCGAAAAAAAUGAACAUCAGUGCUUUUUUAUUAUCCUUUUUUUAUUUAGACUUUAUUAUUACACUUUACAUUUUAUUGUUAAGUUUUUCUUAAUUGCACUUGCCUAAAACCUGUCACACUAUCAAACUACAGGGCAUAGAUUAUUCCGGUCAUUCCUUCAGCUCCAGAAGCUCCGAUCAUGAUCACAAGGCGUCACUAGGGGUCAGAAGGCUUCACGAGGCUUCACAAAGCUUCAGGAGGCUUCAGGAGGCUUCAUGAGACUUCACAAGGCUUCACGAGGCUUGACAAAGUUUCACAAGGCUUCACAAGGCUUCACAAAGCUUCACGAUGCUUCACGAGGCUUCACAAAGCUUCUCAAGGCUUCACGAGGCUUCACAAAGCUUCACAAGGCUUCACAAGGCUUCACAAAGCUUCACGAGGCUUCACAAAGCUUCACGAGGCUUCACAAGGCUUCACGAGGCUUCACAAAGCUUCACGAGGCUUCACAAAGCUUCACGAGGCUUCAGGAAGCUUUACAAGGCUUCAAGAGGCUUCAGAAAGCUUCACGAGGCUUCACAAGGCUUCACGAGGCUUCACGACGCUGGGUAUUUUUCUUGUAUGCUGUACGUGUGUACUUCACCAUGGAAAAGAUGAACAACGGUCACUGUAGCAAAACAAGAAAACAUGCUGUUCUUUUUUAAUGUACAGUACCAUAGAGCAAUUGAAGGGAAGACGGCUAGUUGAGUACGUUUGGGUUUGAGGGGCGGGUUUAUGAGGGAGGGCGGGGUUUGGAGUUUUUUGUGGGCGUGGGAGGGCAGGGAAAGAGGGCGGGGCUAGGCAGAGUGAGGAAGGGUCAGGGUUUCUACCAGGAAAUUUAAUAUAUUGUUUCGAGUGUUCCUCUCUUGAUAAUUUAUAAAGAUGGUGUGAUUAUUCGGUUUAUUCAGCCCAUUAAUAAAACAAACCAACACUACUCUCACUAAUCUGGAUUCCAACAAUCCAAUCAUCCUGCUGAAAAUCCUGCCUGAGAACUUCAGACAGAUCAGCUCAGCUCAGCUUAGUUCAGUCUGGUCUCGAUUUCUUUUUUGUGACAUUUAACCAUUUUAUGUGGUCCAGUGUUGGGAGAUCAGUUGCAGUAUUCUCAGAAUGUCACCAAACGUAACCUCAUAUGAUCUGUUUCACUCAAGCAGCUGCUUUUGUUUCACAUCACGUUUUAGACGCCACUUUUCCUCUGGACAAGCUUUAAAGAACAUUGAAGAAACUCUGGCCAAUCGACUCAAUCAGAAAUUGAGAAAUUGUUGCACACAACUCAAAACAUUUUCAAAAUUCCUGUAUUGGAUGUUUAAUUUGCUAAAAAUAAGUCACACUGUUAGAAUAGAUGAAGUUCUUCUAGGACAAAAAGCAAAAAGAAAAUGUUAAGGAGAUGGUUUACCAGCCUUAUUAUGAUGCUAAUAAAUGGUGCUAGUGAGCUAGUUUAGUCUAGGCUGCAAAGCUACUAUCUCUAGCUAUUGCUGUACGGCUGGGGCAGCUCUAACACCUUGUAAACUGUUAAAAGUACAAGUUCUGGAGGAACCACUUAAGCUAUUUUCAGCAUUUUCGAUAAAGAUUGUUCCCUGAAGGCUCCUUAGGCACCAAAAGAGGUUCAUCUGUAGUUUGAAGAACCUCCAAAUGUUGAUUUUUGAGUGAUGCCAAUGUUAAAUUCUAAAAAACCUUAAUUUGAUAUGAAGUUUUAUUCUUCACAAUUAAACUUCUUUAUCACUUCUAAUUUGUCAUAGUACACAAAAUCUACACAUGUGCUUGCAUAAUUAUUUCUGCUUGAUAAACAAAACAAAUUCUCACAGUGUUUAAAUGUAUCUUCAAUAUUUAUGGAUUAUUUCUAAUUCCCUAAAGGAAAUUUUAAGGAAUUUCUGAUAAACCUACUAGAAAAAGUUUAGAUCUCAACCAAACCUGAUGAGCAGCACACAGCCUCUAUAACGUGAAGAUUCAAUUAGCAAUGCUGGCUUCUUCAACUGAGCUACACUAACAGUGUGAUCUUCAACAUCUACAUGGGCUAGUGCAUCUCAAAAAAUAGGAUGUCAGUGAAAAGAUACUUAAUUUCAGUUAUUCAACUUUUAUGGAGAUGUGGAUUUCAUUUUCCAGCAGGAAUUGGCACACUGCCCACACUGCUAAAAGUACCAAUUGGUCUUAUAUAAUAUUCAAAUUUUCUGAGUUUUUUUUAUUGUAUCAUGAUCAUUAUCAAAAAAAUAAAUGAGUUUCACACUUUGAACUGGAUUACUGAAAUAAAGUAACUUUUCAAUUAUAUCUAUAUUUUUUAGAUGUACUAGUAUUUAGAAGCUCAUUACACUCUAUACAUGUAAUUAUAGGCUAUAUAAAAAGUGUUAUGUUGUUCCACAGUUUGUAAACAGGUUAAACUGAUACUGCAUCAGUCUUCUUGUUCAUUCUAGCAGGAAUACAGUAUCUGUGAUCUGUAAAAUCAUUUGUGUUGUUUAAUCAUGAUUUCAGCUAUGAACUGCAUUCAGACAGUGUAAGCUAAGGAAGUACUGAGGCCUGCUAAUUAGCCACGCAGGCUAACGUCCGUAUUUUUCCUGAUUUGGACACUCUGACCAGGCAAAGCUCCCACUUACAAUAAAGAAGUAGCAUUAGCAGCUUCUAACACAAUGCCCGAACUGUGACCCACGCUUUUUAUAUCCUGAUCUGACUCUUUCUAACGGAGGUAAAGAGGUGGGAAGAAAGGCCUCUUCUUAUAUGUAUUUUGACUUCAUCCUUAAAUCGUCCAAUUUUAGCGUUGUUAACCAAAUUAGAGUAGUCUCUGAAACAUUAAAGUGUACAUUUUGUUGCCAUUUGAUGGGAGGGGAGAACACUGCACACCUUAUGAAGUGAGAACACCCCCUCGGCUGUUUCUACCCACGACGUUGUAUACAAUUGCUGGUUUUGUAAUGCACUGUAGAACAGUCUAAUGGUCCUUUUUUAUAUAGAAAUGUUAUUUCAAUUGUGCAUUCUUUUUGUUUGAUAAAUAAAGUUUUUGAUAAUAAAAACAGAA